Messenger RNA from Botrytis fragariae, 1305 nucleotides. RefSeq names its product putative transmembrane alpha-helix domain-containing protein. NCBI's taxonomy places the organism in Eukaryota, Fungi, Ascomycota, Leotiomycetes, Helotiales, Sclerotiniaceae. Bases 1 to 1305 code for a protein of 434 amino acids. The record is from RefSeq and is a predicted model, not a curated record. The transcript has a single exon.
AUGUCUUCUAACACUACAAGUAUGGCAACCAGUGCGCCUGCACCUACUUCUUCUGAAGUCCCUUCGGCGACUUCAGAGUCUUUAAUAUCUACAUCAUCCACCGUCGCUCCUUCGUCGAGUGCAAUUGCUAACACAACUCCAUCGACUACAGUCACAAGUGCUGAUCCUGCAACGACUACCCCUACAGUAUUACCCACUACACAAUCAUCAAUAGAAACAACCCCGGCGCCAACAACUCCAACGCCGACAACUCCAGUGACAGUCGGAACCACUCCUACAACUUCCGCUCUUGUUACUCAACCUACAACUCAACAAACCACAGAAGCCGCCACAACUCCCGCAACAACUGCCGACCCUACACAAUCAUCUUCAGUUUUCGUAUCAGUCGUUACCGUAACUCCAACGGAUGGCGUAUCGUCUGGACAAGUCACAACCGAAUACAUCACAUCUACUCAGGCCGUCACAUCUAAAGCAUCUUCCACAUCAUCAACUUCAUCUUCUGCAACAGCUUCCGGAACAGCCGGCCUUAGCAGUACAGGAUCGAGUAAUUCGAGCAGUAAAGGUAUUUCGAGUGGAGGAACAAUUGCUAUCGCAGUAGUCGUACCUAUCGUCGCAGUUGCUGCUUUGAUUGCUGCUGGAUUAUUCUUCUGGAGAAGACGCAAGCAACGUAAGGAUGCCGAAGAAAUGAGAAGAAAGGAAGUUGAGGAAUAUGGAUACAACCCCAACAAUGAUCCAACUAUUCCAGCUGUAGGAUCAGGUGGAAGCGAUGGACCAUUCGAAAUGCGCGAAGAAGGAGGAUCUGGAUAUCGUGGAUGGGGAACUACAGCCGUAGCAUCAUCAGGAAGAAAAGCCUCGACAACAUUAUCUGGGGGCCAAUCAGCAGGCGGAAUUGGUAUGGCUUAUUCGGAUGGAUCACCGACUCAUGCACUUUCCGAUACUCGAUCUGACAAUCCUUUAGUUGAUCACCAUGAAGAAGAAGGUAUGGGCGUUAUGGGACCAGCUACAGCGGGAAAUCGUGAUAUAAAUCGUGGACCAUCGAAUGCUUCUUCAUCGUACAGUGCAGCCGGCCGAUCAGAUGGAUCAGGUGAAGCUGGAUAUAACGGAGGUGGACAAUACUAUGAUCAAUACGGAGGCGCUGGUGGAAACCCAUACACCGAUGCAACACCAUAUGGAAGUCCACAAAAUCGAGCUGAAGCUGCGGGUCAACCAAUUAUACGUGAUGUAUCAGCGAGAAGAAACACACGAAUCGAGAAUCCAUCACAUUACCCAGGCCAACAAAGUGCAGGUAUUUCACAAAACUUUUAA